AGGCUUUACACCUUUAGUGAAGUGACUCCCGAGAUCAUUCGUGGGAGACAUGGUUUAACUUAAAUGUCAUUUCAGAACUAAAGAUGAGUGAUUAAACAUUUUCCAGUGGUAAUAAAUCCAGUGGUAGCAACUGAAUUUCAUAUGACAUUUUGUGUGUCAACGGUUUGAGCCACAGUUACACUGAAGAAGAGAUACAGCAAUCCACGAUGAAGUUGCUUUGUGGUAUUACCUUAUUAACAAUUGCAGUUGCCCAUUACGUCUACAUCCCACUGCCUGAGCAAAUUUCAGAGCCAUGGAAACUGAUGCUGUUGGAUGCAACAUUUCGCGGGGUCGUGUGGAUGGGAGAUGUGGCUCACUGGAUGGGGCUGAGUCACAGUGUCCGUGUUAUCAACUCUGCCAUAAUCGGGUUUGAGAGUCUGGUGCCAAUCACAAACAAUGAGAUCCGGGUGGAGGAUACCCUGUUUGAUGGUGUCCAUGUGCGUGUAUACCACCCUAACGGAAAGAAAGAAGGCGAGCUGAGGAGGGCGGUUGUCUUCAUGCAUGGUGGUGGAUGGGCCUUGGGUGCUCCAAAGUUGGGGUCAUAUGACAGUCUCUGUAGACAAAUGGUAGCUGAUCUGGAUGCAGUGGUUGUGACUGUGGAUUAUCGCAUGGUUCCUGAUGUGCACUUUCCUGUGCCGUAUGAGGACUGCGUGAAAGCCGCUAAACACUUCCUGAGCGUGGAAACAUUGGAGAAAUACUCAGUGGAUCCAGAGCGAGUAGCUGUUUGUGGAGACAGCGCUGGUGGAAAUCUGGCAGCUGCAGUGGCUCAGCGGAUUGGAACAGACGACAAUAUCUCUGUGAAAUUCAAACUUCAGGUGUUGAUCUACCCUGUGCUCCAGGCCUUAGACUUCAACACAGCUUCCUAUCAGCAGAACCAAAAUGUUCCCAUCUUAUACCGCAAACUGAUGGUUCGUUUCUGGCUGGAGUAUCUAGAUGCAGACCCUGACCUGAUUCACUCCCUUCUGAUGAACAACCACACAGCCCUAGACCAAAACCAUGUGUCCUUAACCGGUUCAAAGGUUGACUGGACCACUCUGCUUUCCAAAGGGAUGAUAAAACAUUUUAAGCCUGUUGUGCCGGUAACUGGGUCGCCUAACAUCCUAACGGAGGUACCGGCAUUCCUGGAUGCCAGGGCUGCACCGUUACUUGCAGACGAGGAAGUUUUGCGUAUGGUUCCUCGUGCUUUCAUUUUGACCGGUGAGCAUGAUGUUUUAAGGGAUGAUGGGAUCAUGUACGCCCGGAGGCUGGAGCAGGCUGGGGUCUCUGUCACUAAUGACCAUUUCGAAGAUGGUUUUCAUGGCUGUUUGAGCGUUGCUUUUUGGCCCCUUCAUUUCUCGGUAGGAAUAAGGGCAAUGCAGAAUUAUAUCGCUUGGCUUGAGGAAAAUCUGUAGUUCUUUGAAACCUAAAUGUUCAUUUGAUAUACUUUAUGCAGUUGAAGGAGAGAGAAAAACAGGAGUCUAAACCACACAGGCCUUUAAGAAAAUAGAUUCCUAACAUGACUGAGGAUCAUGUGGUUUGGUAUUGUAGAUGGAGUGAAGUGGUAAACAGACUAACACAAUAUUAAUUAUUUCAUGUAUUUCAAGUAUUUUAUGAGUCACUAUUAUUGCUUUCAUAUAAAGUCUAACACUGGGUUCAUCUUCUACACACAAAGUUUUAUCUUGAUACUACUAUGUUCACAUGCAUGUCAACAAAUAGGGGCGGUUUCCUGGAAAGGGUUUAGAUUAAGCCAGGCAUAGGCCUUAGUUAUUUAAAGACAUUGAAGUAGUUUUUAUAAAUAUACCUUACAAAAAGCAUUACUGUUCAUCUUGAGAGAAAACAAUGGCAAUGCUGUAUUUUAAGUGAUGUCAGUGCAAGCUGUGUUUAGUUAAAAUAAAUCAAAUAUGCAUUUUAGUCUGGGACUAGACUUAAACCCUGUCCCUUAGGGUUGGUUUCCAGGACAGAGAUUAGCUUAAACCUGGACUAGGCCAUAGUUUAAUUAGAAAAUAUAACAAGUUUAAACAAACAUGCCUUACUAAAAACAUUACUUGUGUGCAUUUUAAGGGAAAACAAAGGGCACUGUUUUAAGAUAUGUCAGUGCAAGUUCUUUUCAGUUUGGACAGCUCUUACAUUUAUUUUAGUCUAGGACUAGUCUAAUCCCUGUCCGGGAAACCGCCCCUACAAACACUACUGGUGUGCAUCCUGAAACAUAAUAAUGGCACAUAUAUUUUUAGGUGUCAGGGCACGUGGUUUUCAUGUACGAGAGCCCAAACAUGCAUUUUAGUCUUGGACCGUUGUUUUAAGCCUUGUCUGCACAAUGUUUGCAAUAUGUGACCCAGUCGGUGAAAACCCAACUAGUCCUUAUUUUUGUGAUUUAAUGUUUUCUACAUAAAAUCAUCCUACGUAAUAUAAAGAUUAUUCAGGGAAAAUAUUACCUUAAUAUCUUUAUAUUGACGGAGUAAGGCCAUGUCAAAGAUUUGAUUUAAUGUAAAAUUAGAAUGAGACAGAUUAGGAUUUGUCUUCACAGAUACAAAGUCGCAUAUUCGGGUUAAGAUUCUUUUCAUUUCAAAUUAUGCUUACAUUUCUGUGCAUCUAGUACACUGUACAAAAUGUUUUGACAAAUCAACAUAUUUUAUGUUACUUUAAAUUAACAAAUUAAGUUAAACAUUUCAACUUCUGUCAACUUAUCACAGGUCAAAAGUUAAAACAGUACAGUGAAUUGACUUGCAAAACCAAGUUGUUUUAACUUCAUGCUGCAUUCUUUUUACAGUUUACCUAUACUACUAAUACUGUUAUUAACAAAUAAGUCUUAUCUCACUGUAAAAUCUCUAUUUACCAGCUUACAAAAUGUAACUGUUAAACAAACUGAGUGAAGUAGGAGUUUGUAUGUAUUAGAGCUGCACUGAAAAAUAAAAUACUUCAC
This is a messenger RNA of Paramisgurnus dabryanus, 2938 nucleotides long. It is a transcript of the gene nceh1a, whose product is annotated as neutral cholesterol ester hydrolase 1a. Gene Ontology annotation, cellular component: membrane. The record is from RefSeq and is a predicted model, not a curated record. Lineage: Eukaryota; Metazoa; Chordata; Actinopteri; Cypriniformes; Cobitidae. Gene Ontology annotation, molecular function: carboxylic ester hydrolase activity.